Messenger RNA from Diaporthe amygdali, 4266 nucleotides. RefSeq lists its product as uncharacterized. Gene Ontology annotation, molecular function: 5'-3' DNA helicase activity. Bases 1 to 4266 code for a protein of 1421 amino acids. The transcript is spliced from 5 exons. The record is from RefSeq and is a predicted model, not a curated record. NCBI's taxonomy places the organism in Eukaryota, Fungi, Ascomycota, Sordariomycetes, Diaporthales, Diaporthaceae.
AUGUCUGCGUUUGACCAGGACAACGUCAGCGACGCAGGCUCCGGUUUCCGCACCCCAAGCCCACAAGGUCGCGGUCGAUCGCAGAGCACUUCGAGCACCGAUCGCAAGAUGUCUCCCAAGCGCUCAAGCAGCAUCUCUGCGCUACGUCAGGCAAAGAAAGACUACCAUCCUGACCACAUCAUCUCUCGUGACGAAGAGGGCCCGACUUCUUCCACUGAGGUGAAUGACACCACCAACGUCGUUGAUACUCAAGGCACUGCACCCGGACAUGAGCAGGAGGACAUCUACAGCUCUUCUCCUCCCCCUUCCCCUGGAAACGAGCUGGCCAUGGACGUCGAGGACUUUUGCAGUAGUGAGUGGGCCAACCCGGUUGAGGCGCUCAAGAAGUCAGUUGAGCACAUCGCCAACAACACGCAAAUGCCUUUCGACUAUGUCAUGAAAGACUGGAAGAUGACCUGUGGCGCGAUGACUCUCAUCCUCGACGACACAGAGCAAGCCACAUACCACGAAGCCAACAUUCAAGCUAUACAGCUAUUCAAAGUCGAAGAUGACGCCACUGCUGACGCUCCACCCCUCCCUGAAGAGCAAGUGGACCUGGGUUUUAGGAUGCUGGAGCAUCACGGCGAUGAUCUCCUCCAGUCCAUGCAGAUUGAAACCCAGCUGUUCAUCAAUGGAAAGCUUGUCGGAAAUUCCGAUGAGGACUCCUUGAAGAAGCUCUGCAUUCCAUGUGCAGAAGCGCAUGACGAUUUGAUUCUCCAGGCAUCAUACUUGUUCCCAGAACACAACUUGACUUACAUCUUCAUCACAAUGUCGCGCUGGGCAAGCGGCUGGGAAGAGGGAGGCAAGUACCUAAAGAAACUUGGAGACAUCGUGCUGCCAAUGAUAAAGGCUCAGGAGGAUGAGCCCAAGCUCCAGAUACUCUCCUCGGAUCAGGCCGCCAGUCUGCUUGGUAUCGCCACCUGUGAAACCAAAGCAGUACAGUACACAAUUGUCGGGACACCCCGCUGCAAUGUCACCGAUUACAUGACCAGUAUUCGCUCAGGUCCAAUCAAGGAAGCGGUUGACACAAUCAUCGGCCUGCUUGACAGCAACGCAAAUGUCACAGUUGACCUUGUCCAUCCGAUCUACGAGGAGACUGAAGACAUGAGUCUUGACUACACGGUGAGGAUCCUCGAGAAAUGCACAGAGGGAUGGCACCGGGAUUCGAAUGAUCCACUCGCGAUUUACUUUGCCAACUCGCCCUCGAAGCGCAUGCUUGACCUCAGAACGAUCCCCAAGGAUAAAGCCAUUCCUCUCAUGGACAAGAUACCUGCUCUGGCUACAUUCGACACCAAUGAGCAGUACUACGUCGCCAUGGCCAUUGGCAACCAGCAAGAAAAAGAGUACCAGGACCGCCAGAUUGGUAAAUUGACAGAGUUUGACGUCCCAGUUCGAUUCCUCGCAGACCCCCGCACUUUGCACCCCAAGGAUCAGGCACCGCAAGAGUACUUCAUGUUGAUCGACAGCAACACUACUGUCCCUGAAGUCGAUUACCUCCUUCCACGCAUCGGCGACUCCGCUGAUAUUGUGCUGAAAGGUGUCUCCGUCAAAAGGCGAGACUACGCCGGGGACAUGAGCUCCAGAGAAGAUGAUCAAAUUGUCAUGCAUAUCACAGCCUCUGUCUGGGAUGCCGAUAAUGACCACACUCUAACGUCCCGGACUGACGUUGAAAAAAGGCUCGUAUACCUGCUCAGCCCCCUUUGCGUCACGGACGACAGCGGUAACGAGAUUACCGAGAACCUCGAUCUCCUGCGGACCAACCUUGAUGAGAUUCGACUAGUAUAUGAAGAGAAUGAUCGGAUCUUGGAGUUUGUGAAGUCGAACCGGGCCUGGCUUAGGCCUCCACCUCCGGAGAUAGAUGAUGAGAUAGACCCAUUCACCAACCCAGCCCGCCUGCGUGGUCACAGAAUCGACGUGCCGAGCAAAUUGUGGCCAGCGACCACCCAUGUAUGGAAGCUCCAGGUUCCAGCCGACAAGCAAACCGCAGGCGAGAAACUUCCCCUUUUGCUGGACCUGCCAGAUCUUAGCACGGAUGAGGAGGGCAAGCCUCUCAAGACGCUGCGAAGUUUCUCUGACCGACUGAAGUCAGACGAGAUGUACGUGCCUGUCAAGAUCAGGGUCAUUGACAGCGACAAGACCCACAAGGCAGAGAUGAAUGCCUUGAGGAAGUUGAUGGCACCUCACACAAUGCCUCUUGACGAUCGGCCUUCACUUGCCAGCAUCAACGCUAGCCGGGACUUGAUCUCAGCAAAGUUGCGCGAUGGAGAAGCACUGAAAGACAUCAUGCCUGCCUUUGAGCAACUGAGGCGCGGAAAACAUCCGGACCGCCAUCUCCAGAGGUUCUACCAGCAACUGAGCAAGGACAAGCAUGGGGCAAUAGAGUUCCUCCUUGAUGACAAGAAGCUCAUCAAAUACAUCCAUGGCCCGGCUGGUACUGGGAAGUCCUACUUGGCUCUAUGGAUCGCCUGCCUUGCUGUCAUGAGCGGUCCGCCUGCCGCAGAAGAGACAGAUCGGCCUGUGGAUGUAGGACCACAGCUCAGUGCAGCAGAAUUCGACAAGGUGUAUUUGACUCAGCCUAUGCGCACAAAGGCCGUGACAGAUGCAGAAAAGGCCGCGUCUUCAGCGCUUCCCGACAAGACAAAGGUCCUCAUCGUUUCUGGACAAAAUACCGCGGUUGACGAUCUUUUCCCCCGCUUCUGGACAAUGUGGAAACGUCUCGGUGGAGAAAAGGUCAGGCCACGAGAGCGCGCCCCUAUUGUACUCCGCCUGUACUCAUGGAAGUCCGAGGCUCGGGACUUCAUCCGGGCAUUUGCCAAGGUUGGGCGCCACAUUCAGCGCACCGCCGAGGACAGCACUGGAGGGAUCCUGAUGCGACUACUGGGAGCCUUCUCUGAUGAGGCUGACUCGUUCGACCGGAGGGGACGCAAGGCAAGGCGUACAAACAUGUCGAUUGUCGACAAGGCCAUCGAGCUAUACCAGGAAGACCGAAAGAAAUCCCAAGGUCGCAAAUAUGAUGACCUCGCCGAACUCGUCACAAAGGUAUCCGGCAGCCCGGAGCAGACGUUCAUCGUUGGCAAGCAGAUCAACAAGCUUGUUAUGAAUGGUCCGCAAAAAGACGCGCUUGCCGAGGCUGAUGUUAUUCUUGGAACUCCUGUUGGAGUAGCAGACAAGACAGUCCGCGAGAACUUUCGACCCCACUAUAUCAUCAGCGAUGAGAGCCCUCGCGACAAGGAGAUAUCGUUCCUCAUCCUCCUGGCUCACUUCAGCCCUCGAGCUUUCUUUUGCUUCGGUGACCACAAGCAGUUGAGUCCCGUCAUCAUGUCAACCUACCAGCACCUAAAGUACAAGCCGCCCAGGUCCUUCAAGAGAGCCAACAAUGAGGACUCCAAGGACAAGAAGGAAUCCGCUGAAGGUGCAGAGCCAGACGAGCCUGAGAAGGAUUUGCCGAAACCUUCAACCUUUGCUAACCAGAUGAGUUGGUCCGCCAUUCACCGUCUAAUGGCAGCUGGACAUCCGACAUUCAUGCUUUCCCAGAAUUUCCGGCAGCAUGGUUGGGUUGGUGAGUUUUUCAACAAACAAUUUUACAACGGCAAGAUUCGAUUCAAGGAAGCCAACGAUCGGUUCAGCCAGAUUGACUUGGCAGCAAUCAGGUGGCUGCGAGAACUGAGUGGCCAGGACACUAUCAAGGGCAACUCUCUUAUGAUCAACCCUAAUUCCUUCGAAAGCUGUGAGGCCCGCUCCUUCUCUAACGUCGGCAAUGUCAACAUGGUCCUGACCAAGCUGGUCACACUCCUGGCCGAUGACAAUUUCAACGGUGGCACUGUCAUGAUCAUUGCACCGUACGAGGCCCAAAGGAAUUUGUACACCCAUGAGCUCCAGAAGCGCAGCCAGAUCGAGAUUACUGGCGUGGGCCACAAGGCACAGUGGGUGUCAUUCGACAAGUCUCGCAUCGAGAUCCGGACACACCAGGGAGCUCAAGGACACCAGGCGCAUGUCGUCAUCGUGGACCUUACCCGCUCGGACUCCCCCGGCAUGACGGGACAACCCCAGCUCAUCAACAUCUGCAGCUCGCGUUCAGUCUGUGCCCAGGUCGUAUUGCUCAACGAUUCAGUCCUGAGAUCUUCCGAGUCCAGGAACGCUCCCAGCGUCCGUCAUUUGGUGGCAUGGACCCAGUUCCACCGAGACACAGAUAUGCUCAUCACGAUAGACAGCGUGACGGCCAAUUAA